Eleginops maclovinus (Patagonian blennie) is the source of this 3779-nucleotide messenger RNA. RefSeq names its product EYA transcriptional coactivator and phosphatase 1 (gene eya1). Lineage: Eukaryota; Metazoa; Chordata; Actinopteri; Perciformes; Eleginopidae. Gene Ontology annotation, cellular component: nucleus. Gene Ontology annotation, molecular function: protein tyrosine phosphatase activity. The coding region runs from base 440 to 2269 and encodes 609 amino acids. The record is from RefSeq and is a predicted model, not a curated record. The transcript has 20 exons. Gene Ontology annotation, biological process: cell differentiation; positive regulation of DNA repair; negative regulation of extrinsic apoptotic signaling pathway in absence of ligand.
UGUCAUGUCAGUGUAACCCUCCGCUGCUGUGUCACUGAAGAUUUCACUCCUCGGAGAUACGCGCGGAGACUUGUUGCGCGUGGUGACAGGAAGCUGAUCCGGGAGAAAGGUCCAUGCAGGAGGGAGUGGCGCUGACCCUAAAGCUGCUGAGUGUGUGUUCGUGUGUGUGUCUGUGUGAGACGCUCGCAGCCUGAAGCAGUAAUCGGACGACUCUGUUUCUCACCGGGACCGGGUCUCCUGAGAUAGCGCUCAUGGGUUUCCUAAAAUGAGAAAGAAGAAGUAGUUUACACACUCUGUUGUGCUGCGGACCCUCACCCUGAAGAGAGAGAGCUCCUGCCGGGUCUCCCCCGUCUCUCCGGAGAACGUUUGAGUUAUUUUUUUAAAAGAAGAAGAUAUAAGAAGGGAUAAACACACAGGGAUUCAACCAGCAGUGCAGUCUAUGGAAAUGCAGGAUCUAGCCAGUCCUCACAGCAGAGUAAGUGGAAGCAGUGAAUCUCCUAAUGGUCCCAACCUCGACAACUCCCACAUCAAUAUCAAUUCCAUGACACCCAAUGGCACUGAAGGUGAUAACAUCACAAUGCUUACCACUGCAGACUGGUUGUUAGGGUCUAACUCACAGUCCGCUGCAGUUAAAGCCGAGCCAAUGAGCAGCAGCGAAAUAGCCACCUCAGUAGCAGACACCUCUCUAGACAGCUUCUCAGGAUCAGCUAUUGGAACCAGUGGCUUCAGCCCAAGACAAACUCACCAGUUCUCUCCGCAGAUCUACCCCUCCAACAGAACAUAUCCGCAUAUUCUUCCUACUCCUUCAUCCCAAAAUAUGGCUGCGUACGGGCAGACGCAGUACACCACAGGAAUGCAGCAGGCCGCAGCGUAUGCUAGCUACCCCCAGCCCGGACAGCCUUAUGGCAUCCCGGCUUAUGGCAUAAAGACAGAGGGGGGUCUGACCCAGUCCCAGUCCCCGGGACAGACGGGCUUCCUCAGCUACAGCUCCGGGUUCACCACGCCGCAGACUGGACAGGCCCCCUACAGCUACCAGAUGCAGGGUGGCACCUUCACAACAACGUCAGGCUUGUACCCGGGAAACAACUCCCUGACAAACUCGAGCGGCUUCAACAGCACGCAGCAGGACUACGCCAGCUACCCGGCCUUCGGUCAGGGUCAGUACGCUCAGUAUUACAACAGCUCUCCGUACACCUCGCCCUACAUGACGAGUAACAACACCAGCCCCAGCACGCCCUCCACCACCACCACCUACACCCUGCAGGAGCCCCCCAGCGGCAUCACCAGCCAGCCCGUCCCAGAGAACCCUGCAGUAGAGUACAGUACCAUCCACAGUCCAUCUACCCCCAUUAAAGAUUCAGAUUCGGAUCGAUUGCGCCGGGCCUCGGAUGGAAAGUCACGUGGUCGGGGGAGAAGGAACAACAACCCCUCCCCGCCGCCCGACUCCGACCUUGAGCGGGUGUUCAUCUGGGACCUGGACGAGACCAUCAUCGUUUUCCAUUCCUUGCUGACUGGUUCCUACGCCAACAGAUAUGGACGGGAUCCGCCCACGUCUGUGUCAUUAGGCCUGAGGAUGGAGGAGAUGAUCUUCAACCUGGCCGACACACACCUCUUCUUCAACGACCUUGAGGAGUGUGACCAGGUACAUAUCGACGACGUGUCCUCCGACGAUAACGGCCAGGAUCUGAGUACGUAUAACUUUGGCGCUGAUGGUUUCCAUGCAGCAGCCACCAGCGCCAAUCUAUGUCUGGCCACGGGCGUGCGGGGGGGCGUGGACUGGAUGAGAAAACUGGCCUUCCGCUACAGAAGAGUAAAAGAAAUCUACACCACCUACAAAAAUAAUGUCGGAGGUCUGCUGGGCCCGGCCAAAAGGGAAGCCUGGUUGCAAUUGCGAGCAGAAAUUGAAGCCUUGACGGACUCCUGGUUAACACUGGCACUGAAAGCACUAACAUUAAUCCACUCAAGGUCAAACUGUGUGAACAUCCUGGUCACCACCACGCAGCUCAUCCCGGCGCUCGCCAAGGUCCUGCUCUACGGCCUGGGGAUCGUCUUCCCCAUCGAGAAUAUUUAUAGUGCAACCAAAAUAGGGAAGGAGAGCUGCUUCGAGAGAGUCAUCCAGCGGUUCGGGAGGAAAGUUGUUUACAUUGUCGUCGGAGAUGGUGUGGAAGAGGAGCAAGGCUCGAAAAAGCACAACAUGCCCUUCUGGAGGAUCUCCAGCCACUCAGACCUCAUGGCCCUGCACCACGCUCUGGACCUGGAGUACUUGUAGCACUGCGGACCCUCUCUCCACCACCACCAUCCUUGCAGCCCCCCCCCCGUACAUCUGGAGAGGAGACGAGGUGAUGGUGGAUGUGCUGACACGUGGUCACACUUUGUCUUAACCCUGAACUCUUGUGUUUUUUUCGUUGUUCCUCUGGAGGCGAGGUGGAUUUACAGCGCUGCAGCUGCUCGCCCCGGUUACUGUGAACGGGUCGCUCUCUGAAGCUGUCCCAGUGUUUUACGGCCCCCUGUUUGUGCCGGGACUCUGUCAGGGUUCACACCUGUGAGGAGGGCUACUGACGGCCUCCACACUAAAGUACAGCAAAGACUACUGCUGGAGGCGUCCCCCCCCCCCGUCCCUCCGUCUUCCGGCUCCUCGCCGCCAUCUCGUUCUGUCUCUCCUCGACGAGUCCCGAGCUGGUUAUUUAUGGGGGGACACUUUGUGAGGGAAGGUACCUCGAAAGACUUUUUGCAAAGUACCCACAGCGAGGAAGGAAAAUCUAAAAGGGGGUUUUCUAAUAAUUUAAGAAAACUUUAUUUACAAUGCUGAGACAAUCGUGUAUAGAGGAACUCUCUUUGUGUGUGUAAGUUUGUAAUCACUGGACUAUUCCUUCCUAUAUUCAUUUAGGUAUGAAAGGUGGCGAUGCUUUUUCAUUGACGUUUAAAAAAUAUUAAAAUAAAAAGGCAUCCGGGGGAGGAGGCGGAGCCUGCGAGUGUUGAUGUGUUCACAUGUUGCUCCGUAAAAGAUGUGUAUUUGUGAUGAACCGUUCUGUCACGACCAAACGCAUGGCUGUCGAGACAUUUCAUUUAGUCAUUUCAGCAAAGUCAUUUCAGCAGCUUGCAGCCCCCCCCCCCCCGUUCAUGGUAAAUGUCCUGCCUCCUGGGAGCCACUCAACAACACAUUUGAGAUUUGAAAAAGCAGGCUUGAAUAGGUUUUAUUAUAUUUUAUACAAGCGCUAUAACAACUCUUGUACAGCGAGCGUCAUUUUGUAUGAUGCAGUGUUUUUAUUUUACAUUCUGUGUCCCUCACGAUGCUUCUUCUUCUUCUUCUUCUUCUUCUUCUUCUUCUUUCUUCUUCUUCUUCUUCUUCUUCUUCUGUGGUGUCGAGAGAAAAUCCACUAACCCUGGGAGGCGUGUGAACAAACAGGACAUGUGCUGUCGACUGUGAAUUUCUUAAAGGGGAACACACUCGCUGUGUUUCUGACCUUUCCUCCUUUGCACAUGAUCACUGUUGGCCUUUACAUUUCACUCUGGACCCCCCUCACCCCCCUGUCUUCUCCACACAUCUACAUAUUGCUGCUAGAUCAAGGUAAUGGUAGGUAAACUAGAGGAACAGUUUUUUAGAUUCAUACCGCACGCUUUUUUUUAUUAUGUUGCAAUCAUAAUGCAAACUGGAAACUCUUCAUGGGCGUCGUUGUGAAACGCAAAAGAUUGUUGUGUCUGCAAAAUAUGUGUACAGAUGUUUUUGACAUUAUUAUUUGAUUGUGUUUAAAUUAAUAAAACUGAUUUGUGAACUGUUA